Messenger RNA from Medioppia subpectinata, 1484 nucleotides. The record is from the annotation of a GenBank genome assembly. NCBI's taxonomy places the organism in Eukaryota, Metazoa, Arthropoda, Arachnida, Sarcoptiformes, Oppiidae.
AUGAUCAACAUCACCACAAUAAGCAAGUCGUUACGGUCGGGCAGUUUCGGGUCUAACGAUUUGCGCCCGAAGUUGAGCCAAUUGAGUGCCGCGUAUAUGAAGUACCCGUUAAUCAAUACUAGUAUGAAAUUAUGUAUCAUUAAUACUCUGUUUAAUGCCAACGGCUUUCGGUGGGCCAUAAUAUUAGGCCCUAAUUUCAUCACAAACGCCAACCAUAUGGCCAUAAUUGUGACAAACAUCGCCGGACCCCCACUUAUCAACAAUCAAUUAUCUAUCGAUGAGUCCAUACGACUGUCAGGCGAUGUCUUUGAAAACGUGUUGCAAACCAAUGAUGUGGUCAAAGCGUUGGCAGAUAUUGAGCCCUAUUGUUUGUUUGGCCAAUUGGCCAGAUUGUUUAAAUUAUUAUACUGGACAUAUUUCGAUACACACGCCGGUAUCGGACCCGUAAACGCCGAGAUAUGCGGCCAACUAAUGGACACCGAACUGGAAAAGUAUCCGAAAAAUUUAAUGUUGAAUAUAUUUGGGUCAAAAUUGGAUCAAAUAAACGGUAAGAUCGAUGUGGCCAUAGAUUCGUACCAUAGACUACUGGGUGAUCCGCACGUGACACCACGACGAUUCAUAUACUUUGAGCUAACGUGGUGUUAUGCGCUUCAAUCUGAUUGGCCAAGGUGCAUUGGGUACGCCGAAAAAUUUCGCACUAACAGCUUUUACUCGCCGGCCAUCGCCACGUAUAUGGAGGCUGUGUUUCGGUACACGGAAUGGACCAUAACUGAUGAGUCCGUGGCUAAAGACAAUGCCACCGAAUUGUUCAAACUGGUGCCGACACUUCGUAUACGACAUUUGGGUAAAACUAUUACACCGGAAAAGGUGGCGGUUGUGAGCGCUCAGAAUUAUAUCAAAAACGGGGAACUCUUGAUUCUGCCGGACGUGGCCAUAUUAUAUGAUCUAAACUACUUCUCACUCAUAAGAAGCGAUACUGUAUUGUUGAACAAAUUUAUGGACCGCAUUACUGAAUGCGAAUUGAAAUACCAAUGUGACAUAGACUCAUCAGACUAUCUGGAUAAUUAUCUGAUAGCUAUAUUUUAUAAGGGAGUUGUGUUUAGACUAAUGUCCGACUUUAAAAAGGCGACCGAAUGUCAGCAAAUUAUUAUUGAUAACGAAUCGCGAAUUGGGGGACAGUUUUCACUGCCGGCUCAGGCGGUCCUCGAAAUGGGUUUAAUUGAAUACGAGAUGAAAAACACUGAAAAAGCAAUCGAUUUGCUUAACAAAUGUAUUAACGAAUACACGGGUUAUCUGAACGAGAAUUACGUUCACAUUAAGGCGUUUACAGCCCUCAGAGGUCUGGGAGUGUGUCAUACAAAACAGACCGACAACGAGCACCUCUUGGAGGAAUAUAAGAAACAAUGGCUUAAAGACAUAAACAUUGAUCAGAAAAGUUAUGAUAAAGUGGUAGAGAUUGAAGACAAGAAUGAAAUUUAAGGGAA